GUCCCAACACUGCCACUUCACUCUUUAUCCAAAAAAUAGAGAUGCUUUCAUGUCCACUCCACCAGCACUCCCACUCUCUCCUUCUCCACCACCGCCCAAACACCACCAUCUCCUCCUCUCUCCGCCGCACACAGAAUUCCAAAUCCACCUCCCUCCUCCUCCGCCACCUCUCUCAACCACAACCACAACCUCAACCCCAAGACCACGCUGCCCCUGCCCCUGCCCCUGCCCCUCUCGACGAAAAAGAAAAAGUAGAGCUUCUAGAACUCUCUCUCGUCACCAAACGCACUCCUCAAUUCCCAGGCUCCAUCUACGUCCAAUCCCCCUCUGACCCAGAUGUCCACACCUCUCUUCCUCCCUUACAAACCCUCUUCCAAACCCAUACCAAUGACAGUGACGAAGAAGACGAAGAAGACCAUGACUUGAUAAUGCGAGCUCUCGAGAUUCGACGCAAAGUCACUGCAGAGAUUUUCAAGGAAUCAAUGAUAAGAAAAGGCAAGUUUGGAAUCACUUACGCCACCAAUUUGACUCGCAGGUUGUCUGAUUUCAUUGAUUAUGUUAUGGUCGAGGCCGCCGCUAUGAAACGCUUGCCUGACUUCUCGGAAUCCACCUUCAAUUUUCGUGCCAAGACUGUCAUUGAUGACUCUCGUGUUGUGCCACUCAUCAGGUGGUUGAAGCAUAAUUCAGUGUCAUAUCCCAAAAUUGGGAAGCUGAUUUGCAUGUCCAGGGGAAAAAUUGAGUCAAUAAGACGGGUAAUUGAGUGGUUGAAGUCGAUUCAUGUAAAGGGAGAAUUUCUUGGGGUUGCGCUCACAAAAUCUGGAGGGAAUAUUUUGGACCGGAGCAAUGAAGAAUUGGAUGAAAUCGUUAAUUACUUGGAGAGCAAUGGAGUUAGGAUGGAUUGGAUGGGUUAUGUUGUGGGCCGGUGUCCGCAGUUGUUGUCUUACAACAUGGAAGAAGUGAGGGCCCGUGUGGGGUUCUUCUUGGAUAUGGGUAUGAAUGAGAAGGAUUUUGGAACAAUGGUCUUUGAUUAUCCAAGGGUACUUGGCUACUUCACUUUAGAAGAGAUGAAUGAAAAGGUUAGUUAUUUAAAGGAAUUUGGCAUUGGUACUGAGGAGGUUGGCAAAUUAAUAGCGUUUAAGCCACAACUGAUGGGCUGUAGCAUUGAGGAGAAAUUGAAACCUCUUGUUAAGUAUCUGUACUACCAUGGGAUUUCCCGAGAUGGUAUGAAGAGAAUACUUAUGAGUAAACCAAUAGUUUUCUGUAUUGAUUUGGAGACGACCAUUGUGCCAAAGGUACGGUUUCUUCAGGACAUUGGCAUUCGAGAUGAUGCCAUUGGCAACAUGCUUGUAAAAUUUCCUUCAUUACUAACAUGCUGCCUCUACAAGAAGAUCCGGCCAGUGGUCAUAUUCUUGAUGACCAGAGCUGGAGUGAAUGAGAAGGAUAUUGGGAAGGUUAUAGCUUUGGGACCAGAGCUCUUAGGAUGUAGCAUAUCGAAAAAGCUUGAGGUUAGUGUGACAUAUUUUAUGUCACUUGGCAUACGUUAUCGACAAUUGGGUGGGAUGAUUGCCGAUUUUCCCAUGCUCCUCCGAUAUAAUGUAGAUGUCCUCCGUCCAAAGUAUCGUUACUUGCGGAGAACUAUGGUCCGGCCUCUUGAAGAUCUGAUUGAGUUUCCAAGGUUUUUCAGCUAUUCUCUUGAUGACCGAAUAAUACCAAGGCAUAAGAUUUUGGUUGAGAAGCAGAUCAAUUUAAAGCUGCGCUACAUGCUGGCUUGCACUGAUGAAGAGUUUGACAAAAAGGUCGAGGCUAUAGUAAAACGGCGUCAAAGAUUUGAAGCUGGUCUUUUGGUAGACACUCUCUCUGAAACUGGUCUUUUGGAAGAGGAUCUGUCUGAUUCGCGGGCAACUGAUGACCCUGUCGAGAGUACGAAGCUUUCUGAAAGUGAGUCAAUAUAGUAGUUUCCAAAUUUCAAUCUGUCUUAAGGGGUAUUCUGCUAGCACUCUACAAAUUAGAGUUUUGAGGUCAAAACAUCUUGGGAUAUAGAAAUUGGGAACGCCAAACUUUCCCUCGAGGUCGAGAUGUGUUUGAGCAAUGCAGAACGACGUACAUCCGAGGAAAAAAAAAUGGCAUGGCUUCCGAAAACAAGAUGCAUUAUGGAAUUUUAAUGGUUGGUUUUCUCAGGAAGAGAGACGACAAGCAUUUCAUAAAUGGAAAGACAUCCCUCUCCAGAAGGGAAAUGAUGUGUUUUUUGGAUCAAAAAGAGGACAUGUUUGAGGGAAAGACAAGCAUUUCUUUUGAAAUCAUAUCAAUAUGCAUUUUGGAAACUAAAACAAGCAUCUUGCAGAGGGAAACAAUGAAACAUCCUUUCAGAGAUCAGUACUCUCUACUCCUCUGAACCGAAAAUGAUUAUCCUAUGGAUUAGAACUUAUGCCAGGUUACGCUUUUUUGAAUGUAUCCCUUCAACAUUCUCUUUGUAAUCUUUUAUGGGUCAUGCUAUUGGUUAACAAUCAAUUUUAAGAAAGUUUUUAUACCAGUUUUAUAGAAAAUAAAAAAAGUUGACAAAACAUUAAUUGUUCUUUUAUAUUUUUUUAUUUAUUUUCUUUAUAAAAACUUUCUUUAAAUGGAUUGUUAAUCAAUGCCCUAAGGAUAUUCAUUAGCAUUUCUCAUCUUUUAUUUGUCUAAAGGAAUCAGAAACAGUAGCAGCAAUAUUGUAGUUCUUCCCUAUGUUUUAUGGUAUUCAAUGCAAUGGUUGUAAUGUACUACAUGGACUUCUUUGUAGAUUUGUAGCUUGAAUACUUGUAAUAAGGAUCAAGUCAUGUGUUCAAAGGUA
Messenger RNA from Quercus robur (English oak), 2827 nucleotides. Its product is annotated as transcription termination factor MTERF2, chloroplastic. NCBI's taxonomy places the organism in Eukaryota, Viridiplantae, Streptophyta, Magnoliopsida, Fagales, Fagaceae. The transcript has 6 exons. The coding region runs from base 42 to 1952 and encodes 636 amino acids. Gene Ontology annotation, molecular function: double-stranded DNA binding. Gene Ontology annotation, biological process: regulation of DNA-templated transcription. The record is from RefSeq and is a predicted model, not a curated record.